CUUAAUCGACUGUGGAUUACUGAAGUAGAUGAAGCGCUCCAUCGUCUAGAUCGCGAUCCGUCUCCAAGAUCUACUGGUAAGGCCUGCUUCUCUCUUCCACUUCUUUCGGCUUCACUAUCUGCGUUUUUUAUGGUGAACUCGCUUCCCUUCUCUUCGCCUCUGUGUUUCGCAUUCUUAAACCGUAAGGGCUUAUGCGAAAAAUAAGGCUUUGGUGAUUGAGAGAAGGCGGAUUUUUGGCUUCCACUGUUAGACGUGGGUUACUACAUGGAAGUGCACCUCAAAGAUCUAUUUGCUAGAUUCCAAGAACAAUUCGGCUUAGGUCCGGGCCUUGGACCUAGCUGUGGAACUUGCCUUCUCAAGGUUGAAGGAGCUUCCCCAGCAUUCAUCAAAUCCCUCUUCCGGGCUGCUGCAGCUCUGUUCCGUACUGAACCAUGGAAGAGACUGCGGCCGAAACAUCUAUUUGGCAUUCGGGUAGGGAAGGACACAGAUUGGCCCAACAAGAAGCAAUUGUUUCCUUGUGCCCAAUUUAUUGGAGGAGAUGGAGGUGACCUCGGCGUCCACUUGUUCAAAUCCGAUCAGGAUGCGCUGAAAAUGACUGGUGCAAGGGAGACAAUUCGGGUACCAAAUAUGGAAGUGCUUAGGGUGAUUUUUGAGCAGGAAUCUUUGUUAUUUCCCUCUAACAAGAGAAUGGUGAAAUCUCUCUCAUUGGAAUCCUCUGGCCCGGAUAGGUUUCCUGUGAUUGAUGUUGCACGAUGCACAUCUGCUGGUGGGCUGCAGUUUAGAAAUCCUACCCUUGAGGAACUCCGGUAUGCGUAUGCUUUCAUGAAGGCAGCAGCUCUUGUGCACCCACUGCUUCAGUUCUCCAACGAUAGCAUGCAUCGAAGAGGAAGGUUUAUGAACCUUGAACCGUUUAUGGAGACGGUUGAUGUGCAAUGGCCUCCUGAAGUCACCAAAGGUGGUGACCUUGUUGCUGUCACUAUCUCCCAUCCAACCAGUCAAGUGUACGAAGAGAAGAAGCUAGUGCCAACAUCAGCUAAGUAUAUGGAGCAGCCCAAGGAAGAACUUCCCAUGGUGGAUCCAAAUUCUGUUACUUCGAGACAUUGCUCUAUGUGUGACAAAGAAGUUCAGGAUGAUCAAUCUUUGUGUUGCGGACGAUGUGGCGCGGUGGUUUACUGUGGCCCGGUGUGUCAGAAGCAGCACUGGAAGGAUGCACACAAGGGCGCAUGUGGUCUCUACAAAGCAAUGAUGGAAAGGGAGGAAGAGUUGUCCAUGAAGGUAUUUGUCUUUCCCUGCUUCAUCGAGAACCCUUGCAAAUGGCUCGAGUCAUUAGGUCUCCACCACAAAGGAAUGUGGAGAAGGAAGUGCAAAUGCUAUUCUCAUUGCCCAUUCGGUCUACUCCCUGGAAAGACUAAUGGAAUGUUAGAGGCGUGGGGAAGCCUAAAUGAUGGGGAGUUUCCGAAAGAUUCUACAUUGCCAGGUUAUCUGAGUGGAGGUUCAAACCUUACCCUUCUCUCUGGUUGGUCUGAGUACUAUAAUCUUCGAUCUUUGCCAAUGUCGAGCCCAGUUUCUGCAAUACUCUCACACCCUUUGACCAUUCACUACAUAGUGACAGCUCUAGCUAUAAUUUCUAAGAAUUGCUUAGUCAAAGGAAAAGAAGUGAUUGUGCAUUACCUUGGCCCUGCUGCUGAGUUAGACUGGAUGCCUGCAUUUUCUGAGUUAGGGCACCUACUUAAUGGGUUGGGCAGCCUACAGAUAGUAAUGAUCGGUCCUGAAGUACCCAGCAACCUGUCGGGGACUGUUGCAGGAAUUAGUGGUAGAUUGAGAAUUCAUUUUGCAAGAGGAAUGUAUCAAGAACAAGCCUCUUACCAAUCUUCUCCACAUGUUGUGAUUGCCCUGAACAGUGGAUUGGAAAACUACGGGAGCUGGGAGGGUGCUCUGGACCUUGUUAAGUCGAUGAAUGUGCCAACUUUUUUCACUGAAAGAUCAGAGAUAUCGUGUGCAAAUGCUAAGCAAGUGCUACGAAGGGCUGGCCUCCAUAUCACUCACCCUGUAACACCAAACCCAUUCCGAUCGCCACUGCGUGACCAAGCACCUUCGAACAACCUACCGUCAUUCAGCAAUGGUUUCAUCUUUGGUGUGAAUACCUGACCUUUCGAACACUUUCAGGGCCAUGUUUAAAUGUCUAGAAGGAGAUAGAUUGUAAGAGCAAUGGAUCAGGCUGGGAACCAAGCAUUCAGAACAUUUUGAUUGUCAUUCAUCUGUAUUACAAAUGUGACAAGAUUAUCAUACUUAUUUUUGAGUAUUUUAUACAGCACUUUUUUUUGUGUAAUAAA
Zingiber officinale is the source of this 2333-nucleotide messenger RNA. Its product is annotated as zinc finger MYND domain-containing protein 15-like. Bases 265 to 2148 code for a protein of 627 amino acids. The transcript is spliced from 2 exons. Lineage: Eukaryota; Viridiplantae; Streptophyta; Magnoliopsida; Zingiberales; Zingiberaceae. The record is from RefSeq and is a predicted model, not a curated record.